GCUGCGGGAGUUGAAAAUUAUUUAUCUUUUAAAUUAAAACUAUAAUGAGUAUUUACCAUUGGAAAUUGGGCGACAUAGCGCUCGCUAGAAUAUGCAAGAAAUUAUAUGCGAAAGUUAAAGUGGUGAAAAACGAUGAUGGAUUAUUUUAUGAUGAUAAAGUUCUAGGAAUCACACCAAGGAAAGACGGCAGCGUGGAGACUACAGAAGAACUUUGCUAUUACGUGGAGAUGACGCGAUCAGGGCAGAGGCUCUGGCUGCCAUAUACCAGUCUACACUUAGCCGAGCGUUCCCGGCCGUUCUAUGGGAGUAAUAAAAUCCCACCACCAAUCAUAGCUGCUAAGCCUGAAAAACCAGCAGUUGCUAGGAAGAGGAAAAUCAAAGAAGAACACAUAGUUCCCCUUAAUGUAAAAUUAACCAAACCAAACAACCCAGACCUGAACGCCACUUAUGAUGUCCGUCACAUGCCUCUAAAACAGGGCAAAUAUGAGAAUGCAUUCAAAGAAUUUGUGCGGAGAGGCAAAGAAAUGCUAUUUGACCACUUCUAUGACUUGCUAGAGAGUGAUCCUGAGUGGAACCUUGAAGUCUUGGACUAUGUUAAGAAUGUUGAUGCAAGCACCGAAGAUAAAUUUGAAAUGGUGAUAAAAAGUAUGGUGACAGAGAAGGAAAUAGAGAAUUAUCUGCACCAGUGCUGGAGAUACAAUUUCAUUUACAAACAAAUGUCUCAAAUGGACAAUAAGGAAAAUGUGGAUCCUGUAAGCUCCAAUUCCCCGGAGAAGCUGCCUAUAACCCUGCACAUCGGCUGGUGCCUGGUGUGCGGCGGGGGAGGCGCGGUGGGCGCGGGGCGGCUGCGGCAGUGCCCCGCCUGCCCCGCCGCCUUCCACCUCGCGUGCCGGCGUGAGUGGCUUGUCACUAUCAUACAUCGCAAGAACCCGCCUCAGAAGCCGCAGAAGGCUUCCCCCUUCGUGGAGAAGAUCCUGUCCAGCACCAGAACCAAGCUGGCCGUGAAGAAAGAGAAGGAGAACACCGAGCUGUGUCCCAGCUGCAUGUGGGGGCCGAGAGUCGGUUACGAGGAUGUGGUGUGGCACAAGCUAGGCACGUGCGCCUGGUGGCCGGCGCGGGUGCUGCCGCCGGGGGCCUCGCCCGCCUGCCUGCUGGCGCGGCAGCACUCGCCGCACGACUGGCCGCUGCGGUACUACGGUACUCUGAACCACUCGUGGGGCUCGUCAUCGCGCAUGACGCUGUUCUUGCCGUCCCACAGCGCGGCGCUGGCGGGCCGCGACCCCGCGCUGCAGCAGGCGGUGCUCGACGCCUGCGACGAUUACAUCGCAAUCUACCUUACCUAGUCGCACAAAAGCUUAGAAGUUUUGUCUAAGGUUGUUUGUAGUUUUAAACAGAACGACCACUUCAGUACAAUUAUUGAUCAUAUUUCAAUAUCAUUUUACAAUCGUCUCAAAUA
Messenger RNA from Pectinophora gossypiella (pink bollworm), 1456 nucleotides. RefSeq lists its product as uncharacterized. Bases 45 to 1343 code for a protein of 432 amino acids. NCBI's taxonomy places the organism in Eukaryota, Metazoa, Arthropoda, Insecta, Lepidoptera, Gelechiidae. The record is from RefSeq and is a predicted model, not a curated record. The transcript is spliced from 7 exons.